AUUUCACUAAAAGGAUAGUUGGUGCAAAUGUAUGCGUUAUAACCAAGUGGUCAUUCUUUGUUUUUUAACUUAGUUUUAAUAAGAGACAUAAAAGUUAUUUUUUCUUCAUCUUCAUAAAUGUUUAUAACCCUAAUAACGGUGGCUAUUGUUGUGAAUUAGUAGUUCAGAUGUAUCUGUAUAAAAUGUAUGUUUAUGUUUGGUGUAACAACGAGAGAGUAAGAAAGAAGAGCUUUGAUUAAUAGUAUCAACUUUCGCAUAUGCAAAAGAAAUAUGAACAAAGGAGAGAGAGAUGUAAUCUUAAUUAAUGCCAUGGAGGAUGUGGUUGGUUGGUACAGCACUUGCUUUACAUUUCAAGGGAACGAUUUGGAUCUUCAUGCUAUGUUCCGAGGCUAUGUUGGCAAUCCAGUGCUGGUCCUUGUUGACGUCCAGUCUAAAGAAGUUGGAAUUCCCACCAUGGCUUACUGUGCAUUGGAGGACGAUGUCAAUGAUAUUGCUAAGGAACCCUUCAUCCAUGUCUCUACAGAAAUUGCUCCCCCUACCUCAACUACUACUAGUACCCUCGUGUCUGAGAUGCCUGACCGCGGUGGUGGCUUGGUGGAUUUCAUCGAAUGUCAUUACUCGUUUGUCAAAAACAAGGUUCAGAUUAGCGUUGAGGGAUAUGACCUUUCCCUUUAACCUUAUGAUCUCGACAGAUCACUGGUGGAACACUUUGGAUCCUGUGGAGUACGUUAAAGUGCCCAGACAUCCUUUAACCAAUGCAAUUAACCACAGAUGUACUGUUGUUACACUCCGUGGAGAAGGUGCAGCAGAAAAGGCUCUGGCACUCAAUGGCACUAACGUGGGAGGAUUGGGAGGCUGGAGAGUAACUGUCAAGCUUUUACCUCCAACGAUGAAGGAGCUGCUUUCCGGGAAGAGUCCUCGCCAAUUGGCUCUUUGAGUACGUCGCCCGCAACCCACUAAAUUUUAUAUGUUCAUGUUUUUUUCUUUUCUGUCUCUGACAUUGUGUGUGUUCUUUAACAACCAUAAUUAAAUCGCCUAAGCUAUGACUACUAAUUUAUUAGGGCUGU
Messenger RNA from Raphanus sativus (radish), 1067 nucleotides. RefSeq lists its product as uncharacterized. Bases 305 to 937 code for a protein of 210 amino acids. The transcript is spliced from 2 exons. Lineage: Eukaryota; Viridiplantae; Streptophyta; Magnoliopsida; Brassicales; Brassicaceae. The record is from RefSeq and is a predicted model, not a curated record.